Neoarius graeffei (lesser salmon catfish) is the source of this 1372-nucleotide messenger RNA. It is a transcript of the gene snx3, whose product is annotated as sorting nexin 3. Gene Ontology annotation, molecular function: phosphatidylinositol-3-phosphate binding. The transcript has 4 exons. Bases 66 to 557 code for a protein of 163 amino acids. The record is from RefSeq and is a predicted model, not a curated record. Gene Ontology annotation, biological process: endocytic recycling; late endosome to Golgi transport. Gene Ontology annotation, cellular component: early endosome membrane; retromer complex. NCBI's taxonomy places the organism in Eukaryota, Metazoa, Chordata, Actinopteri, Siluriformes, Ariidae.
AGCUGAGCGGAAGUGCGAUUCGGAGGUAAAGCAGCAGGCUGAAGGUGUUAGCUAGCGGGGGAGUGAUGAUGGAGGAUACUAUAGCGGACACACGGAGGCUCUACGCCAAACCACAAAACUUGAGUGAUGCUUACGGACCUCCGAGUAACUUCCUGGAGAUUGAUGUGGGCAAUCCGGAGACGGUGGGAGUCGGACGGGGAAGAUUCACUACAUACGAGAUCAGACUGAAGACAAACCUUCCCAUUUUCAAGCUGAAGGAGUCAUGUGUCAGGAGGAGAUACAGUGACUUCGAGUGGCUCAGAGGAGAGCUGGAGAGGGAGAGCAAGGUGGUCGUUCCUCCUCUGCCAGGGAAAGCCCUGUUCAGGCAGCUCCCAUUUCGUGGAGAUGACGGCAUCUUUGACGACUCCUUCAUUGAGGAGCGGCGGCAAGGCCUGGAGCAGUUCCUCAACAAAGUGGCUGGUCAUCCAUUGGCCCAAAACGAGCGUUGCUUGCACAUGUUCCUUCAGGAUGAAUCUGUGGAUAAAAACUACACCCCCUCCAAAGUCAGACAUGCCUGAACCACCCACACUGGAACUCUCUGCACACGUGAGAAGUCUUGUCUGACCCGAACUCUUCCCUUGGGAUUAAAAACGAUGAAUCCUAUAGCUCAUCUGAACCAUUCACACAGCAUACAACAUAUGGUCCUGAGCCAAAAAAAAACCCCGUCUCUGAAGCUCAAACUUUUUAAAGGAAAAACUCAGCGUUUGCACUGGUAGAACAAAUUGAAUUGUCAGCACUUUUUAAAAUCGGUGCUCUGUCCCUAGAGGUCAGUUUGUAUGCUGAUUUUUGAACAAUAACUUCUGCUCUAAAAUAAGACAAAAAUGAGGCAUGUCAUGUUUUAGGUUUGUGAAUAUCAUGGUAGUUCAGAGGCCCCACUAACUUUGAGAUUUGAGGCUCAGGAUGAUAUUGCAAGAAAUAACCAAACCAAAAACACUUCCACAUGUAUGCAAACAUUUAUCAUGGCUGGAGUAAAUUCUAGUAAGUUUUUUCUUUUAAACUAAUAAUUCUCAAAGCAUUUAUUUGACACAUGGCUUUUUUUUUUUCCUCCCCCAAUACUUGCACUACUUCUUGAACACAAACUACGAUUAUUCCUUCCCUCACAGAGCAGAACACACUUCAGUAACGCCUCUUCGAAGUGAAGUGUGUGAACUAUAACAACCACACAGCCAAAAGCUGGGCUGAGCCUCAAUGAAUCUGUUUGGGUUUUAUUCCUAAAUGAAGUACAUGUUAACACAAGGCCACUGUUUGUGCAUGUUUCUGGAUUUGUAUAUUGCUGUGCCAUUUAUUUGUUUCUGAAAAUUUUCCAAUAAAACUUCCACACAGAUGGUGAAAA